AGGUUGAUAGUUUGACACUUUCAAUAUUGUGGUUAGUUUUGAGGUUAUGUAAAAACCUAAAACUUCAGAUAAAUAAUGUAUUAAGUACUAUAAUAAUUAAUGUAAAGUGAUUACCAAAUUGAAACCAUGGCGUUCGCAUCGCUACGCUUCAAUUUCCUGCAAAAAAUGGUGCAGUCCGUCAACUACACGACUCUACUGAAGAGGCCCAUGGCAUAUAAAAGUGCAAUUUCUCUGGAAACUUUGUAUCCGAAUAGUUCCUUAAAGCUUUCAACCCCAGCUUUUAAAGCCGCCGACCCAAAUGAGAAGUUCUCAGGGUACAUACCUAUUGAAAAACUAGAAAUUAAGUACAGUGCUAGCUCUGGACCCGGAGGCCAGAACGUCAAUAAGGUGCACACCAAGGUUGACUUGAGGUUUAAGCCCAGCGAAGCAGACUGGCUACAUCCAGACAUAAAAUCAAAACUUAUAGAAUUGCAAGGCAACAAAUUAUCAAAGGAUGGCUACUUGAUCAUCCGAUCAGACUCUACUCGCUCGCAGCAGUUGAACCUCGCGGACUGCAUGCAGAAACUGAGGAACAUGAUCCGUGAUGCCGCCGUCACCAAGAGGGAACCUUCUCCCGAGACAGUUGAGAAGAUUAGACAAAGACAUCUAAAAGCAGCCCGCAUGCGUGUAGCAGUCAAGCGCGAGGAUGCCCUGAGGCGCGAGAUGAAGAGACCGCCCACUAUAGACUUAUGAUUUUUCUAUUAAAUUGGGCAUGUAUGGCUUGAAUGUGCGCUGACAUCUGAGGAAAUAUUAAAAUUGUAUUAGAAAUAGGUUUGUUCAUUUGUGGACGUCAUUUUCAUCAUGAAUUACAAUUGCUGACUCUUCCAUUGCAAGUCAAGUAAAAAGGACACAGUUGCUUCUGAAAACUACAGUGAAAAUGAGGUCUACAUAUGAAUGCUCCUCAGAUGCUCAGCUAAGCCGUAAAGUUUGACUGUUUUUAUAGUUGUGCAUGGAUUAUAUUAUAAACAUAGUUGUUAGUUA
Helicoverpa zea (corn earworm) is the source of this 1020-nucleotide messenger RNA. RefSeq names its product peptidyl-tRNA hydrolase ICT1, mitochondrial. Bases 127 to 732 code for a protein of 201 amino acids. Gene Ontology annotation, molecular function: translation release factor activity. Gene Ontology annotation, cellular component: mitochondrial large ribosomal subunit. Gene Ontology annotation, biological process: mitochondrial translational termination. The record is from RefSeq and is a predicted model, not a curated record. The transcript is spliced from 5 exons. NCBI's taxonomy places the organism in Eukaryota, Metazoa, Arthropoda, Insecta, Lepidoptera, Noctuidae.